AUGAAUCCAGCCGUAGAAGCGUUUGCUUUCUUCCUGGGCUUUCUGGCGUGGCUCAUGGUUGGGGUCGCCCUGCCAAAUCGAUACUGGAGAGUCUCCACGGUGGACGGUAAUGUGAUCACCACAUCAACCAUCUAUGAGAACCUGUGGAUGUCCUGCGCCACGGACUCUACCGGAGUUCACAACUGUCGGGAUUUUCCAUCUCUGCUCGCGCUGAAUGGCUACAUUCAGGCCUCCCGAGCUCUGAUGAUUGCUGCCAUUGUGUUCGGGACGUUCGGACUGGUGGCCACUCUGGCGGGAAUGCAGUGCUCCAAAAUAGGCGGGGAAAACUACGUGCUGAAGGGGCGGAUCGCUGCCAUCGGAGGAGCGUUCUUCUUGUUUCAAGGGCUCUGCACCAUGAUCGCCAUAUCUUGGUACGCCGCCAACAUCACCCAGGAGUUCUUUAACCAGUUGUACGUCGGGACAAAGUAUGAGAUCGGAGAGGGCCUGUACAUCGGCUGGGCUUCAGCCACGCUGGCCAUUUGUGGAGGUUCGUGCCUGAUGUGCGCCUGCAGGUUGAAAACCGAGAGUGAGAAAGUGCCGUAUCCAUACCAGCCCGGAACCAGAGGUUACGUGCUCUCCACGGUGGCCACGUCUCAGACGGCGCCGAGCAACUAUGGAAGAAAUGCUUACGUCUGA
Messenger RNA from Salarias fasciatus (jewelled blenny), 675 nucleotides. It is a transcript of the gene cldn15b, whose product is annotated as claudin 15b. The transcript is spliced from 5 exons. Gene Ontology annotation, cellular component: bicellular tight junction; membrane. The record is from RefSeq and is a predicted model, not a curated record. Gene Ontology annotation, molecular function: structural molecule activity. Bases 1 to 675 code for a protein of 224 amino acids. NCBI's taxonomy places the organism in Eukaryota, Metazoa, Chordata, Actinopteri, Blenniiformes, Blenniidae.